Phalacrocorax carbo (great cormorant) is the source of this 2132-nucleotide messenger RNA. The record is from RefSeq and is a predicted model, not a curated record. NCBI's taxonomy places the organism in Eukaryota, Metazoa, Chordata, Aves, Suliformes, Phalacrocoracidae.
AGGCAGGGCCAGCGCGGCGAGGGUGGGCGCGGAGUUGACGGUGGGGCCGGGGGCAGUCGGCGGUGGCUGCUUGCGCCGGCGGAGUUUGCUCCGGACGCGGGGCGGGAGGUCUCGCUGCGGGAAGCGGAGCGGAGUCAGCCCCGGAGGGGAAGCGUCUGCCCCAGGAGAAGGGGCUGCCCCGAGCGAGCAGCGCCCCGGCAGGAGCCGCCGCCCCCCGCCUUGGCUCGCCGCGCCGCCCACAGCCAAAAGCGCCCGGAGGGGGAAAGUUGUGUGCGGGGCCGGGCCGGGCGCGAUGCCGGGGCGCGGCGCGCUCUGCCUGGGGCUGCUGCUGCACCUCCUGCUGGGCUGCGGCUCGGCGCUGCAGCCCGGCAGCUGCCCGGCCCCCUGCGAGUGCUCCGAGGCGGCCAAGACGGUGAAGUGUGUGAACAGGAACCUGACGGCGGUGCCCCCCGACCUGCCGCCCUACGUGCGCAACCUCUUCAUCACCGGCAACCAGCUGGCCCGCCUGCCGGCCGGCGCCUUCCCCGCCCAGCGCCUGCCCGACCUCAGCGCCCUCAACCUCAGCGGCAACCACCUGCGGACCGUGGAGGCCGGCGCCCUGGCCGCCCUGCCCGCCCUGCGGCAGCUGGACCUCAGCGGCAACCCCCUGGCCUCCCUCAGCCCGCAGGCCUUCGGGGCGGGCGGCAGCCCGCUGGAGGAGCUGGCCCUCCGCGGCGCCCUGCGCAACCACAGCGUCCUCCUCAGCCUGGCCGCCAUGCUGCAGUCCGGGGCCCUGCGCAACCUCAGCCGCCUGGAGCUGGCCGACAACGGGCUGCUGCUGCUGCCCGCCGGCAUGUUCACUGCCCUGCCGGCCCUGCGGCAGCUGGACCUCAGCAACAACUCCCUGGUGGGCCUGCGAAACGUCUCCUUCCAGGGGCUGGGCCAGCUGCAGAGCCUCAACCUCAGCGACAACUCCCUGAGUGUGCUGAGGAACAGCACGCUGGCCCAGUUCCGUGGCCUGCCUGCCCUCCGGCGCAUUGGCCUUGGCCGCAACAGCUGGGUCUGUGACUGUGCCAUCGAGGACCUGGUGGCCUGGCUCAAGGAGAGCGACCAGGUGGAGGGCAAAGAAGCCCUGACCUGUGCCUACCCUGACAAGAUGCUGGGUAAAGCCCUGCUGAAGAUCAACGGCUCGGACCUCAACUGCUCCGUGCCUGUAGACCUGCCUUCCCAGCUACAGACUUCAUACGUCUUCCUAGGGAUAGUCUUGGCCCUCAUUGGGGCCAUUUUCCUCCUGGUUUUGUACUUGAACCGAAAAGGAAUCAAAAAGUGGAUGCACAACAUCAGAGAUGCCUGUAGGGAUCACAUGGAGGGCUACCACUACAGAUACGAGAUCAAUGCAGACCCCAGGUUAACAAACCUCAGCUCCAACUCAGAUGUCUGACGAAGUGCCGCGGACACAGGGCAGCGCACAGUAGCUAUGCAUGAAAAGUAGACUUAACGCUUUACCCUCGUGCUUGCUUCCCUCUUUCCGGAGAAAUCUCAGAUGUACUUGUAAAAUGAGGGGGAUAUACCUCCCUGUGACGUCAAGUUCAGUUUUGUUUUGAGACGCUGGGCAGCUGUGCAUGGCGUUGGGCUAUAUGUAGGAAACAAGCUGCUACUUCUUUUCUUCCUUACCUGUCUGUACUUGUGGGAAAUCUUUUUUCAAGAUCUCAAAAGAAAAAAAGGAUUCUCUCUGCUGCUCCAAAGCCACCAGAGUUUGUAAAAAAAUUUACCGAUGCAGACACCAUUCAACAAAAGCUGCCUCAACCUUUUGGGAAAAGAAAAAAAAAAAGUUAUGUUCCUCUGUGCCAGUUUUGAUCUUGUAUAUCCAAAUCAUAAGGACAACGAUUCCAUUUCGUAGACUGCCUUGAGAUUUAAAAAAAAAACCAGACUCCUUUUAACAACUCCUCUGUAACAAAGAAGGAAGUCGAAUAGUGAGCAUGCACAAAUACUUUAGUUUUACAUGUUAGAAAACUUACAAUCUCAGUAAGUCUCUUACUAUUUUGUAAAGUUAUUUUUGAUUGCAGUUUACAUGAAAAGAGAGGGGUUUUUUAAUACCAACUGCAUCUAUACUCCAUCUGAACUGUUAAAUUCAAUAAACAGUCUUACAAGAA